AUCUACAGAGAAGAAAAUGACAACCACCCAAAAGCUUCUCCACCUCUUCUACUUCGCCACCUUCCUCUUCCUCCUGCCUCUAUCCUCCAACUGCACAGACCCUCUUGGCAACUUCUGCAACAAUAGCAACAACAUCACCAACAGCCAAACUUCCGCCAACAUCAACAAAGUCCUCGCUGAAUUACUCGCAAACGCUUCUGGCAGCGGCUUUGCAACCGCAUCCUACGGUUCGAAGAACGACCAAGUGUUCGGGCUUGCUCAAUGCCGAGGCGAUGUGAGCGCCGAUGACUGCAAGUCCUGCCUGGCUGACGCCGCUGAGCGUCUGCCUACGCUGUGCCCCAAGCAGGCUGAUGCCAGGAUAUGGUUUGAUUACUGCUUCCUACGUUAUGACACCCAGGACUUCUUCGGGGAAGUGGACUCUGGGUUUGGGAUAUUCUACUGGAACGUGGAGAAUGUUACUGAGCCGGAGAGAUUUGAUGCCGAGCUGGGGAAGCUGAUGGACGGGGUGAGGAAGCAGGCUGUGGCGCCGGGGAGUCGGGGGCUGGGAAAGGGGGAGUCCAAGUUCUCAGAUUUUGUGACCAUCUAUGGGCUGGUUCAGUGUACCGAGGACUUGUCCCGGCUCUCCUGCGCGCAGUGCCUGGCGAUCGCCGUGGCCAACUUUCCAAAUUUCUGCCUCCAUAGGAAAGGCUGCCGAGUUCUCUAUAGCAGCUGCUACGUUCGAUAUGAGCUUUAUCCUUUCUUCUUUCCACUCGAUGCGAGCAAGAGUAUGGUAGGGACGUCCGCCAUGACUGUCGUGCAUCCCUGACCAUCUCUAGCUCACCAUAAACUAGCUCGAUCCUAUCAAAAAUAAUGUCGACGUUGAUGUUCCCAAGUCAUUACUGUGUUCAUGUCCAAGUCAAAGUCCAAGUUGCAAGCCGAUUCAUGAAAGAGAAUGGCGAGGUUUAUAACAGGGCACUAUCACAAUACCUUGUGGAGUCUGUUGAGUCAGAGUGAAACUAUAAUUUCUAAAUAACAUUCGAAACAGCUCAAUUCAAUGGAGCUGCCUAUCUUAGGAUAUUA
Messenger RNA from Elaeis guineensis (African oil palm), 1059 nucleotides. RefSeq names its product cysteine-rich repeat secretory protein 55. The record is from RefSeq and is a predicted model, not a curated record. Lineage: Eukaryota; Viridiplantae; Streptophyta; Magnoliopsida; Arecales; Arecaceae.